Prorocentrum cordatum is the source of this 1356-nucleotide messenger RNA. The record is from the annotation of a GenBank genome assembly. NCBI's taxonomy places the organism in Eukaryota, Dinophyceae, Prorocentrales, Prorocentraceae.
AUGGCGCUCCCCUCGGUCCGGCCGCGCGGCUGCGGGGGCGUGGAGGACGGCGAGAGCCAGCCCUUGCUGAAGCACAACGAAGAUGAGGGCAUCCUCCCGAAGGGAUCCGUCCUCGCCGCCUCGGUCUGCCUGUGCAAGGCGGCCAUAGGCGCGGGCGUCCUGUCCAUCGCGGCCCGCUGCGCCGAGGUGGGCUUCACGUUCCUGCUGGUGGCGCUCGCGGCGGGGGGCGUGCUGACGGUGGUCAGCAUCCGCAUGAUCGGAGAGGCCAGCAUCGCGACGGGCCGUUGGAGCUUCGAGGACAUCAGCGACGAGCUCUUCCACCCUGCCGUUGCCGUCGUCACGGGGCUGAUCCAGAGUGCCAACUGUAUCGGGGCGGCCGCUGCAUAUCUCAUCAUCUGCGGGCAGAUCUUUCAGGUGCUCACUGGCGCGGGCGAUGAGCUGCUCGCUCCCUUCGUAGUGGCCUGCGGGGUGUUCAUCUGUCUGCCCAUGGCUCUGGCGCGCCACUUGAACUUCCUGAGGUACGUGUCCGUCCUGAGUGUGGCAGGGCUCGUGUUUCUGGUCGGGGCCGUCGCGUACAUACUCCUGCGCCGCGGGCGUGAUGACACAGUCAGCGCCAGCACGAUCUCACACGGGGACGGGCGAGCCGACCUGUUCGUCCACAUGAACUGUCUGAAUUUGGUGGUGUUCGCAUACAACAACCAGUUCAACGUCCCGCAACUCACGGGUGAGCUUCGCCCGCUGGGCAAAGAGCAGGUCUCGAAAAUGGCCAAUCUCUCCACAGUGUCCGUAUUCGUCCUGUACGUGGCCGUUGCAUUGCUGGGUCUGCUCGCCUUCGGGGUUGGGGACAGGCAGCUAGACACGCUCGUGCUCGACAUGAGGCCACAUGCGGGAAGCCCGGUGGUUGCCGCGGCCUUGGUGAUGGUGAUGUUCAGCACCCUGAUGUGCUUCGAGUUUCACAUCUAUCCCAUCCGGCAGUUCCUGGCAUACACCGUCAGGAAGGUCCGCGGGCGUCAGGCUGGGGACGAAGCUUUGGACGAGCAGAUCUGGAGCGUCUCCGUGACGAGGUGGAUCGACGUCGUGUGUGCUGUGGGAGUUGUUGCGUUUUCGAUCGUGAUCGCGGUGCAUCUCAAGAGGGUGAGGCUAAUCUUAGACUUUGUCGGCGCUUUCGCGGGCGCGUAUACGUCCUACGUGAUCCCACCGUUGUGGAUCUUGAGGCUCCGCUGCCGGCAAGCCUCCGAUGCCGCGGGCGUCAGCCCGUACGAUUCUGCCAGCCUCUGCUGGGCCGUCUUGGCCAUCGGCGUGUUCCUGUUCUUCUUCGGGACGUAUGCUGCCAUCUGCUGCUCAGAACCUAGAUGA